CAUUGUUGAAAAACAUAAUUUCCAUGAUGCAAUGAUGGCGAACACCAUUAUGACGUCACAAUCACACUGCGACUAAAGUCAUUGUGACGUCAUAAAACAAAAGAUUUUCAUUCCUGUCACAUCGUGUACGGUUUAUAGUGAUUCUUCCAGACAUGUUGAAAUUCCUUCGAAGAGUCUUUGGAAAGAAGAAACGCAGUAAUGUUGAAAGUCAGGCAGUCGUGAUAGACUACGACAAGAUUUCUCAUUCUGCUCAGGAAAUGAGAAGGAAUAAUAACGAUAUACACUGCGUGUAUCAGUCUGUGCAGGAGAAUGUUACGGAUGUCGGGGAACAACUACGACAUUCCGAGGAUUUGAUGGAUAAUUUAGCAAAGAGUUUCACAGACAUGGAAAACAUGGCAGAGCGAGCCUGUCAAAUUCUUUGCGAGGAGAAAGAAAAAUUACAAAAGAAAAAGGAUACUUUGGCGAAGUUGAAAGAAGAUGUCGGAUUCUAAAUACCGCCUGACAAUUUUGAGAGGGUCGGCAGUGGAACAGCACGCCGAGGCAGCCGAGAGUGGGAAUGCUGAGAGUUUGGGGUCCUUCGUGCCCGAGGAGCGAGAACAACUAGAACAUCAGCUUUCUGUGGCCAAAAUGGAUGUCGAUAAGUACACACAGCAGAACUUAGAAGAUGAGGUGGUGAUUGAAAGUGUACAGCUCAUCAGAGAAAGAUUACAAAAGGACCACAACCUCCAUGUUCGUCAGCUCCAGAACGAGUGUGUCAAUCUGGAGAAAAAGAACCCUCUGGUGAAGUUCCGGGAACAGCACUUCAACUCAAAUGAAGGGAAAACAGAACUGUUGACUUUCUUUAGAGUGCCCAAAGAGGAACAGGAAGCCACCAAGAAGAGAUUCGCCUCACUGAAAAAAAGGAAAGAGGCAUUGCUUGAAAAAGUCCAAGGACAGAGACAGAGAAAACGCGCCUUGGCGGAAUAUAAUGCAUAUUUGGUCAAGUCCAUUAAAAGGAAAAAGGAUAGGGCCAUGCUAGACUGAAGUUAGCAGCCACUCAGCAACGAACGAUAUCGGAUUAUUGUACAAUUAUUCAAGAGUUUGCUAAUUUGAAUGAUAAAUUCCAAUAAUGAUGAAUAUUAAUGAUGAAUAACCGUACAUUACUAUACGUAUUCCAUCUUCUGUAAAUCAUGUUAAUUUCUCUAUUCAUUGUCUUGCCUACCCUUUUAUUAAAAUAUCACAAAGGUUAUUACAAAUAUUAUUUUAGAUCUCAUAGUAAUUCGGUUUAAGAUUUUAUAUCAUAUAGCUCCAGAGCAAAUUAUAUUCAUUCUACAUGUAAUCCCCGAUUACUAAUUUAUUUGUUGCAUUAAAAAAAAAAACAAAUUUAAAAAAAGAGAAAAAAACAGAGAGAAAAAAAUGCAUUUUUACUUAGAUGUGCUUAGUUUUCUUUACAGAUCUUUUUUUACGAAUGGAGGCCUUAUUAUGUACUAUAGUGCGGGCACAUCUACCUCAUCCUGGGCCAUGAUGCUGUAAAGAAUCGCGUUUUGAAUUUGUACAUUUUCUGUUAAUAAAUUAAUUAAUCUU
Molecule: messenger RNA, 1563 nt
Organism: Ostrea edulis (European flat oyster)
Lineage: Eukaryota; Metazoa; Mollusca; Bivalvia; Ostreida; Ostreidae
Exons: 6
Coding region: 478-1023 (181 amino acids)
Source: RefSeq, a predicted model, not a curated record